Stegastes partitus (bicolor damselfish) is the source of this 3174-nucleotide messenger RNA. RefSeq names its product ST18 C2H2C-type zinc finger transcription factor (gene st18). Lineage: Eukaryota; Metazoa; Chordata; Actinopteri; Pomacentridae. The transcript is spliced from 23 exons. The record is from RefSeq and is a predicted model, not a curated record. Gene Ontology annotation, biological process: regulation of transcription by RNA polymerase II. Gene Ontology annotation, cellular component: nucleus. Bases 1 to 3174 code for a protein of 1057 amino acids. Gene Ontology annotation, molecular function: RNA polymerase II cis-regulatory region sequence-specific DNA binding; zinc ion binding; DNA-binding transcription factor activity, RNA polymerase II-specific.
AUGAAGUUUAGCACAAUGUUUUACAUUGUGUUUGACCUGAAUGGCAUGCUGGAGAAAACAAUGAAAGGAGCGGACAAAGCGAUUGUGGCAAAGUCCUUUGGAAAAUGGAAAAGCAGCUCUCUAAGGUCCAGGACCAUGGAGAAGCCGGAUGAGCCGUCCGAGGAGAGUAAGGAGGAGAGCCUGUCCAACUGCACCUGUGAAGCCCCCCAACUCGGCAAGAAACCAGUUGAUAAUGAAUUACAUGAUCACUUCCUGAGAGACAACAAGCGUGAAAGCGUCAACCGGGGUGAACACAGUGGAUCUGGCGUCUUAUCCUACAGAGCGCUCGGAAAACUACAAUCAAAGAUGGAUUCUGAAGGCGAGGAGCAAACCUUGAAAACGUGUAGCACAGGGCUGGCCGACUGCAGCGGCGAGACUCACAGCCCAUAUGGGCCCAUGGCGAGGAAGAGGAGUGCUCAGGAAGGGGUGCAGGGUGCCCCCGUCAACAAGAGAAAGUCCCUGCUGAUGAAGCCCCGCCACUACAGCCCCAGCGAGGCAUGUGAAGAGGAGAGUGAGGACCUGGCACCGCCACAGGACAAAGAAGAGCUGAGGAACAUUGACACUCCAGCAGAUGGAAACUUGAGCGCCGUCAACGGGGUGGUCAACAAAAAUGGCUGCCACGACGCGGCAGCGAAGUCCAGCAGCUCGCUCGGAUGGUCCGAAGUCACGUCUGACGGCUCCCCGCAGUGUGAGCCGGACGCAUCCGAGCCUCUGAUGGACGACGAUGACGAGGAGCUCCUCAAUAACGAAGAAGAAGACCAAAGUCAAGACAGGAUGAGCAGCGCGUCGUCGCCGCAGAGUCCCUACAGAGACAUGAGGGAGGCCGAGUGGGAGCCUCUGUCCCUGUCUGCGAAGGUGAACAGCUCAAACUGCAGCCCCUCCAGAGCCUCGGAGGACCUCUCCAGCAGGAACGGCCACGUGAAGGAAGAGCCUCACCUAGAACUGGGCGGUCCGAUGGGUCGGGCGGGUAUUUUCCAGGCCGAAGCUUUAAGAUACAGGCUGCUACCCACCGAGGAGGACAGCGAGGGGGAGGCGGAGGUGGAGAGGCCGCCCCGGCUAGACAGCUGGGCCCUGGGCCUCCACGAGAGAGGCCUCGAAAUGAGCCGAGGGAGAGUGAACAUGAGCCUGUUGGAGCAGGCCAUAGCCCUGCAGACGGAGCAACGGCAGGUCCUGCACCACGCCUACAGAGAGAUGGACCGCUUCCUCAUGGAGCAGAUGACCAACGAGAGGAGGCACCAGAGGAUGAUGGACAUGGACAGACUCAACUAUCACGGAGGAAAAGAUUCUCCACGGACGGAUAAAAAGGAUAUAAAGUGUCCAACUCCUGGCUGCGAUGGCACCGGUCACGUGACGGGCCUGUACCCACAUCACAGGAGCCUGUCUGGGUGUCCGCAUAAAGUCCGAGUUCCCCCGGAGAUCCUGGCCAUGCAUGAGAACGUCCUCAAGUGCCCUACACCCGGGUGCACAGGAAGGGGCCACGUCAACAGCAACCGUAGCACCCACCGGAGUCUCUCCGGCUGCCCCAUCGCUGCUGCAGUGAAAGUCUCCAAACCUCAGGACGAGAGCCUGAAAUGCAGACAAACACCUGACCGCUCACCGAGAGCCAUCGGCUUAAUAAAGAAGUUUGAGAUGAACCAGUUGAACUACAGGCUCUCUCAUCCAGUAGCAGCCUUGCAAACUAGCCUCACAAAAGACAUGGACAAGUACAGCAGAAUCCGCUUUGAUUACGCCAGCUUUGAUGCACAAGUCUUCGGCAAACAGCCUCUGAUGGGGGCCAACCAGGACCAGGAAAUGCCCCAUUUUCCUGACUCACCUCAGCAGUAUCCUGGCUUCCUUGGUGCUCCAGGUGGCCGCCUGCCCACCUCUGGUCAGCACAGCCCGCCGAGUCAAUUCAAAAAAGAAGAUGGUCUCCAAGCCGCAGCGGCGACAGCCGCCAUCCUUAACCUCUCCACUCGCUACCGGAAGAACAUGGAGGCUGUCGCCGGCCGGCCCCUGGCAACCUCCACAAAGGUAAUCAAAUUAGACCACUUGGAAAGCUGGCAUCAGGAGGAUUACGAUCAGGUCUCCUUGGAGGACCAGCACUAUCAAGGAGACGGCAGUAUGAUGAGCGCCAAAGCCAAGCUGCUAUUACGAGAUUCAAAGAAGGAGCUUUUGAGCUGUCCGACCCCAGGCUGUGACGGCAGUGGCCAUGUGACGGGGAAUUAUGCAUCACAUCGGAGUGUGUCUGGAUGUCCCCUGGCUGACAAAACACUCAAAUCACUGAUGGCAGCCAACUCUCAGGAACUAAAGUGCCCAACACCUGGUUGUGAUGGAUCUGGACAUGUGACUGGGAACUAUGCUUCGCACAGAAGCUUGUCAGGAUGUCCACGUGCCAGAAAAGGAGGUUUGAAGCUCACACCAAACAAGGAUGACAAAGAUGAGCAAGAGCUUAAGUGUCCAGUAAUCGGAUGUGACGGGCAGGGCCAUAUAUCGGGAAAAUACACAUCCCACCGCAGCGCAGGCAGUUGUCCACUGGCUGCCAAAAGACAGAAGGAGUCGUCCAUCAAUGGGCUGCCCUUUGCCUGGAAGACCAAUAAACAGGAACUGCCCCAUUGUCCCUUGCCUGGCUGCAAUGGCCUUGGACAUGCCAAUAAUGUGUUUGCCACUCACAGAAGCUUGUCGGGUUGCCCACUGAACGCACAGAGCAUCAAGAAGAAGCACUCAGAAGAGGAGAUGAUGACGAUCAAGCUGAAAGCCAGCAGCGGUGUCGAAAACAAAGAGGACAUCCAACAUCUGGAUCACGAAAUCAAAGAACUGAAUGAGUCUAACAUGAAAAUAGAAGCAGACAUGAUGCAACUCCAAACCCAGCAGAUCUCGUCUAUGGAAUGUAACCUGAAGACAAUUGAAGAGGAAAACAAGAUGAUCGAACAGCACAACGACAGCCUCCUGAAGGAGCUCGCCCGCCUUAGCCAAGCUCUCAUUAACAGUCUUACAGACAUUCAGCUGCCUCAAAUGGGACCCAUCAGUGAGCAUAAUUUUGAAGCCUAUGUGAACACAUUAACUGAUAUGUACAACAACUCGGAGCAUGAAUACUCUCCAGAGUGCAAGGCCCUCUUGGAUAAUAUCAAACAGGCUAUUAAGGGCAUCCAUGUUUAA